Humulus lupulus (European hop) is the source of this 2518-nucleotide messenger RNA. Its product is annotated as wall-associated receptor kinase-like 9. Gene Ontology annotation, biological process: protein phosphorylation; cell surface receptor signaling pathway. The record is from RefSeq and is a predicted model, not a curated record. Gene Ontology annotation, cellular component: plasma membrane. NCBI's taxonomy places the organism in Eukaryota, Viridiplantae, Streptophyta, Magnoliopsida, Rosales, Cannabaceae. The transcript has 2 exons. Bases 1 to 2094 code for a protein of 697 amino acids. Gene Ontology annotation, molecular function: protein serine/threonine kinase activity; ATP binding; polysaccharide binding.
AUGUCCACACUAGCUUCACUUGCAAGACCAGGUUGCCAAGGCAAGUGUGGAAAUGUAGAUAUUCCAUACCCUUUCGGAAUUGGAUCAUCCGAUUGUUUUCUUGACGAACGAUUCGAAAUCUCCUGCAACAACAGCUCUCCCACGCCUGUUCUCAAACACACUCAGCUACACGUACUUGAUAUUUAUUUAAGUCCUUAUUCCGAUUACGAUUAUUCCCAAUGGAUUGUGGUGAGAAACCCCAUUAGUUUCUUCGAUUGCGGAAACAAGGCAAGGCAAAAAUCAGCAAAUUUAACAGGAACCCCGUUUUACUAUUUGAGUGACAAUGUAUUCAUUGCAGUAAGUGGUGGUGUCCUUGCCACGUUCAAAACAGGGUCAGGCAACAUGCUCUUCGAGAAUGGAUGCUCAUCCAAUAGUACAACAACUACAUCAACUAGUCAUAAUAUUAUUGAUUUUAGUAAGUGCAAUGGCGUUGAAUGUUGUAUCACUUCCUUCCUCAGCCCUAAUUCGAAGGUUGUGGGCGACAGCGUCGAAAUCUCCAUGGAUAAUGAUUCUUCUGGUACUCCGGCAAAUCAUAGCCAAUGCAAAUAUGCAUUCUUGAUAGCUCAUAAGGAAAUUGAUAUACAUAAAACAUUUGGUGAUCUGGAUUAUGUUCCCGUCCGACUAAGUUGGUCCCUUAACAGUACGUAUUUCGAUGUAUUUAAAACACAUGUUAUGCCAUUGCCAACCAGAACUAGCAACUUCCGUUGUUGGACUCCGACGGAGGACUAUGGUAAUUUAUUAAAAUCCUCUUCAGAUCGGAUAGAUCAAUGUUCGUGCGAGUAUGGACUUCGAGGGAAUCCCUAUCUGGUGGGUGGGUGUAAUCAAGGUGUGGGGAGUCCUCUUGGAUUAUUAGUUCUACUUUUUAGUACAUGGAGACUAUAUAGAUUCAUAAAGAAAAGAAAAGAAAUUAAACGCAAGAAAGCAUUUUUCAAACGAAAUGGCGGCCUUUUGUUGGAACAGCAAAUACACGCAAGUGAAAACAAUGUCGAUCAAACGAAGCUGUUCGAGUCAAAAGAGUUAGAGAAGGCAACUGAUAAUUUCAAUAUAGACAGAGUUCUUGGGCAAGGAGGCCAAGGCACCGUGUACAAAGGAAUGUUGGAAGAUGGAAAGAUUGUUGCUAUAAAGAAGUCUAAAAUAAUUGAUGAAGCCAAACUCUCUGAAUUCAUCAACGAGGUUGUCAUUCUUACACAAAUCAAUCAUAGAAAUGUUGUCAGGCUAUUGGGAUGUUGUCUGGAGACAGAUGUUCCACUUCUAGUUUAUGAAUUCAUCCCAAACGGAACACUUUCUGAGUAUAUUCAUGACAUAAAUGCAGAGUUUCCUUUCACAUGGAACAUGAGAUUACGAAUUGCCACUGAAGUUGCAGGAGCUCUUUCAUACUUACACUCAGCAGCUUCUUUUCCAAUUUACCAUCGCGAUAUCAAGUCUACGAACAUACUCCUUGAUGAAAAAUUGAGAGCUAAAGUUGCAGACUUUGGUACAUCAAGAACUAUCUCCUUAGAGCAAACUCACCUGACCACUAUAGUUUAUGGCACAUUUGGCUAUCUAGAUCCAGAAUACUUUCAGUCUAGCCAAUUCACAGAUAAGAGUGAUGUUUAUAGUUUUGGAGUGGUUCUUGUCGAGCUCUUGACCGGACAAAAAGCAAUAUCAGCAACAAGGUCAGAAGAGGAAGGAAGAAGUUUGGCAACAUAUUUCAUGAUGACGAUGGAGGAAAAGAGUAGUAGUAGCCUGUUCGACAUUCUUGAUGGUCAAGUUCUCAAAGAUGCGCCAAAAGAAGAGAUCUUAAUUGUUGCUGACCUUGCAAAGAGAUGCUUGCAUUUGAGUGGAAGGAAUCGACCUACCAUGAAGGAAGUAGCAAAGGAGCUAGAGAGGAGGAUUCAAGGCAUUGAUAAUAAAGAUUCUAAGGGUAGUCAACAACAUAAUUAUGAUUAUGAAGAGCUAGCAUAUGCACCGCUUGAAAUUGAAGACUACUCUUUGAAUGUUUCCACGUCAUCAACUUUUGAUAGGAAUGCUACUAGCUCCUCGUUGCAUCAAGAGUUACCAUUGUUGGAAGUGUGAACAAAUAGUAAUAUCCCUUUUGUAGUACUCUUCACUUUAUUUUCUUUUUGUUUCAAAUUUGAGAGAUCAAUUAUACUGUGGAAUACUUUAUUGGUUAAUAUUGUUAACUUUGGUUUCAUCUCAUUGUAUAAGCAUUGAUAUUAUGUAAUAUAGUAGUACUCGUGUUUUUGUAUGGUUUUGGCCUUUUCAAUUUUCUAAUUAUUUCUUUUUAUACGAAUUUGUAUUGCCAACUAUCUAAUGAAUAUGUUUUUGUAUGGUUGCUUCACAGUAUGCUUACUUUAGACAAAAUCCCCUCCAGCACAUUGAACUGCUUCUUAAGCUUUGCCCUUACCUACACACAUAGAGUAACUAAUGAGCUAUAACGCUCAGUAAGAAAGCUAGUUACAACUUAUGAUUCUACUACCCAAAACAAACUUUGCAUAAC